Populus nigra (black poplar) is the source of this 2183-nucleotide messenger RNA. RefSeq names its product AP-2 complex subunit mu-like. The transcript is spliced from 12 exons. NCBI's taxonomy places the organism in Eukaryota, Viridiplantae, Streptophyta, Magnoliopsida, Malpighiales, Salicaceae. The record is from RefSeq and is a predicted model, not a curated record. Gene Ontology annotation, cellular component: cytoplasmic vesicle; clathrin adaptor complex. The coding region runs from base 575 to 1834 and encodes 419 amino acids. Gene Ontology annotation, biological process: endocytosis; intracellular protein transport.
AUCUUUUUUUAUUAAAUCAUUUCUCAUUUAGCUUAGAUUAUGUGCCAUCGCUUGCCAGAUUAACUCUAAUCGUCCCAUAGAUUAUAUUUCGAUUAAAAUUUAUGCCAAUAACAAGUAAAUGUUAUUGUUUUAUGCCGUGGAUAUCGGAAUGAUUUUUUCCACGAAAUUGCUUCAAUGAAUAAUCGUAACUCAGAACAUAUGAUAAGUUGUUUCACAGUUUAAAAGAUUGCACAGUGCAAUUUCUUCAUCAUAGUUCUUAUUCUGUAAAAAUAAGUCCCGCCGAAAGCAUAAAAUGAUUCACACAGCCGCAACUUCAUCCUGCUACUUUGCUUGUAGUUUGCUUUUGAGAUAUUCAAUGAGGCGUGAACAUUCUCAAUUUCGUGUCUUCAAGAGGAAUCGAACCUCCAAGGCUCCACUGCAAGGUUUUGAAUCAUACAAGGCUAUCUUUUCCCCUCCAAAGAAUAUCCAGAGUAAAUAAUUUCUACUUUACUUUUGCGAAGAAGACAGAAUUUGGUAUUCCUUGAGUGGUAGAGGCCACAGCUGUUGUGUAAUAAAGCAUUGCAGUAGUGGAAAUAUGGUGGAUGCCUUCCGUUUGCAUAUAAUGCAAACGAAAGAACUCGGUACAUGUCCGGUGUGGCAGAUUGGAGGUUGCUCUUUUUUUUACAUGAGAAUUAGCAAUGUCUACGUUGUGAUUGUUGUCAGUAGCAACGCUAAUGUAGCUUGUGCAUUCAAGUUUGUUGUUGAGUUGUUGACACUGCUAUUCUCUGGCUGCAUGCAGGCCGUUGCGUUGUUCAAAUCGUACUUCGGUGGGGCUUUUGAUGAAGAUGCCAUCAGAAAUAAUUUUGUUUUGAUUUAUGAGCUACUGGAUGAAAUCAUGGACUUUGGUUACCCACAAAAUCUUUCUCCUGAGAUUUUAAAGCUUUACAUCACUCAAGAAGGAGUGCGCUCACCCUUUUCAUCCAAGCCUACAGACAUACCUGUCCCCAAUGCAACUUUACAAGUCACUGGUGCUGUUGGUUGGCGCAGAGAAGGCCUUGUUUAUAAGAAGAAUGAGGUUUUUCUGGAUAUUGUGGAAAGUGUAAACCUUCUUAUGUCUUCAAAAGGUAAUGUUCUGCGAUGUGAUGUAACGGGGAAGAUCCUUAUGAAGUGCUUCCUAUCCGGAAUGCCUGAUUUGAAGUUGGGUUUAAAUGAUAAAAUUGGCCUCGAGAAAGAGUCACAACUGAAAUCCCGUCCUACUAAAAGUGGCAAAACAAUUGAGCUUGAUGAUGUUACAUUCCAUCAAUGUGUAAAUUUGACGAGGUUUAACUCAGAGAAGACUGUUAGUUUUGUUCCACCAGAUGGUGAAUUUGAAUUGAUGAAGUAUCGAAUUACUGAAGGGGUUAAUCUUCCAUUUCGGGUAUUGCCGACAAUCAAGGAACUGGGUCGAACUCGCAUGGAAGUGAAUGUCAAGGUUAAGAGUGUCUACGGUGCAAAAAUGUUUGCACUUGGGGUUGUCAUCAAAAUUCCUGUUCCAAAACAAACUGCUAAAACAAGUUUCCAAGUUACAUCUGGUCAAGCGAAGUACAAUGCUGCGAUUGAUUGCGUAGUUUGGAAGAUAAGAAAAUUUCCUGGACAAACUGAGCCAACCAUGAGCGCAGAAGUUGAGCUGAUAUCCACAAUGGCAGAAAAGAAGUCUUGGACGAGGCCUCCAAUUCAGAUGGAGUUCCAAGUUCCGAUGUUUACAGCAUCUGGUUUACGCGUUCGUUUUCUAAAGGUAUGGGAGAAAAGUGGGUACAACACAGUUGAUUGGGUUCGUUAUAUUACUAAAGCGGGCUCAUAUGAGAUUAGGUGCUAGAAGUAUUGGAAUGCUGUUGUGAGACAGAGGACUUUGUGGGGAGAUGAUAUCAUUUGCUAGUUAUUCUAGCCAAUUUGAAAUGAAAUCACUGCUUCAUUAGCCUUGUCAACAACUGUGAUUGAGCCUCCUUUUCCCUCUGAAAUGAGGCCGCUGAUUUCCUUGAUUCAUUUUUAGUUGUCAAUAUUCUAUUAUUUGGAGUGAGCAGUGGUUUUGCUGUAAAGGCUUGGCCCUUUUGAUAAAACUGCAAGACAAGUUUUCUAAUCACGCUCAACUGUAUGUAGCGUUUUGCCACUGUUUCUGUUUAUAAUUGAUAUAAUAUUAGUGGUCUCAGAUUAUUAUUUUUUGAAAA